UUCCUUUCCUUCCCUUUUCUCUUCUCACACUCCUUCUCUCUUGUCUACGUACCUCAUUACGUCUGCGGCUCCCCCCACACCGUGCCUUUCUAUUCUUGGCUCAAUUCUGCUCCCAUUCUCUUCGCUUCUUCGACAGCCGAACUUCUUCCCUGGAAGACGUCAGAGUAUGAGUGACGGCGAGAUCUCGGUGAUCUGUUCAUGAUGGAAGGUUCCAUCCCUCCGUCGGCCGCCCUUCCUGUCUCUCCUACCACUUCCUCCUCUUCGGCCGUCUUUCGCCCCCGCAGAUCCGACGACUGGCACGAGUAUCGACCGGCCAUUGAGCAGCUCUACCGCGAUAACCAGUUGAAGCUCAAAGAUGUCAAAAGAAUCAUGGAGCGUGAUUAUAACUUUGUUGCAUCGGAAAAACAAUAUAAAGACCGCCUGGCAGCUUGGCACAUCCGCAAAAACAUCAAAAAUAAAGAGGUCCAAGUCAUGAUCCGGAAACAACAGAAACGGGCAGCCCGGGGCAAGCAAACCGCAUUUCGAGUCGGUGGCCAGGAAGUCGAUUCCAAACGCAUUGCACGUUUCGUCCGUAGAUAUGGCACCCAGUGGGAGAACAAACCUCGCAAUAAUGACCACCGCCAAGCAAGCCCAGAACCAAAAACCCCGUCUGAUAUGAGUUGCUAUACCCCCGAGCCCGACGACAGAGGCGCAACUCUAUCUCCGCUGCCUGAGCUGCAGCCAAACCAUCGCACCGAGACUUUCGAUCCGAUCCCCGAAGCCGACAUUGAUGACGACCAGUCCCUAACGGCUACCCUCAGCCCCAGCUUACCCAAUGAAACGCCCAAAGCCUUGGAAACUCCGCUUCAAGAGGCAAAUGCUUGGAAUGAGCUUGUCUCAUUUCAAGAUCGUCUUCUGGCCCUCCAUCACACACUUGAGCAGUCUAUGUCUGGAUUCACGUCGCCCCACGACGAAUAAACACGACAGCCCGGAAAGAACACCAGGCGCUCCAAGCGCCUGAAGGCCUGGAGAUGGAGGAAAGCGAGCUGUUAUUCCUGUUGGGAAUCGCUCAAACGGAAAAAUUGUUAACAACCCCUCUUCCUUAUACCUCCUAUCAUUGGUCAGAGUAACUAUAUUACUACCCGCUUCUCAGUUUACUGCUUGUUCUGUAUUACUGCCGCGUUUUUGCCAUC
Molecule: messenger RNA, 1172 nt
Organism: Aspergillus steynii IBT 23096
Lineage: Eukaryota; Fungi; Ascomycota; Eurotiomycetes; Eurotiales; Aspergillaceae
Product: Clr5 domain-containing protein
Exons: 4
Coding region: 199-957 (252 amino acids)
Source: RefSeq, a predicted model, not a curated record